UUAAUACUGAGAGGGGGGUGUGGUCUACUCUAGAUCAAUAACCGUCGGACUGUAGUCUACUGUAAAAGUCAAAACAGAGUCGGAGCAGCGGAGACAGAGAACACUGAUCCAUGCUGGAUUGAUUUUAAUCCAUGUAUCGGGGAAAUCCGACAUUUGAUGCUCUAUGCUUAGCUCAGACGCACCGUUGAGCUGCAGGAGGAAAUUGGCGACAUAUUUGUUGUGGAUAGGUACUCUGAAAGACUGAGGCCUGUAAUAACUGUUUGCGUUUUGUUUCGGACAAGACGUAGCUACAGCAGAUUUUCUCUAAUGAGUUUUGAAGGAAUAACAACGAUCCAUUUAUCCGGAGACUAUUUGUCCUGGAGCUUAAUUAACAAGUGAUAUGUCUCUAAUGGACGUGGAAUGAAGGACUUUUCCACAUUAACGAAAUGUCCUCUAUAUAUGAGGGAAAAGACAGCCGUCUUGCAUUUGAGGUUCUCCUAUUUUCAGGAUUGGGGGUACCUUGCAUAACUGGGCUUUGUGUGUGAGAGAAUGAUGAGAGCAGUCCAUUGAACUGCGCUGCCUGCAUCUAAAGACGUUCAAGGGACAAGACCUGCCAAGAUCUGUUGGAGUGAUUCCAGAAGACUGUGUUGGAUUCUCCUCCCUAUGAUCACUGACGAUCUGGACUACCACUAGCUCUGAUCAGACAGGAUGAAUGACAGACCGAGGCAGACAGGAGGGGUGCACACGGUGGAGGCAGAUGUCAUCUUUCACCACCCCGUCUGCUCCGACCUCCUCUCCUCCCCCUCGUAUGAGGACGGGGGUGUCUGUCCCCUCCCAAGGAAGCAGGAGGGGAACACUAAUGCUCCAGACCUGGGAUUCGUACUGGACAACCAGGAAUUCUGUCAACAGAACACACCAGUUACAAAGGAGUACAUGUUGGAUGGUGGUACGGUGAUUGGGCAUCAUCACUUUGACCGUCCACAGGGUGAUGGAUCACAUAUCUCAAAUACAGAUCAGUUUCACAUUACUGAUAUUUCUCAUCAAGCACAUACAUCUCACAUACCCAAGCUUGAUGCUGGUAAAGACCAGAACUGUACUCAUGGCAGAAAUGGUAUCAGUGAGGAUAUGAAUGGAGCGAGGGCAAAAGUGCCCUGCAAUGUGGGUCCUUCUCUAUGCUUCAAGGGAGAUGCCAGAGAGGAAGUGGAAGGGUCCCUGGCCCUCUGCAGAGAGAGCAUAGUGAGGAGUCAGUGUCACAUCACAAAUGUCACCGCCUCCCCGGAGCAGGGGACCGCUGCGCCUGACACUCAUUGUAUCACCGUGGGCAACCAGCCAACCGUACAAGAGCUGGGGCGCUUCUUCAGCCACAGCUCUCCCACAGAAUAUGACACAUUGUGUGGACAGUCAGGGCUUGAGUCGAGCCAAGGUUGCAGGGGCAGUAGUGGCCAUGGUGGGGUCAGUAACACAAUGCCUAAAGAGGAGCCAGAUUUAGUGAUCGAAGUCGGUGGCCAGAAAAUCAGUGUUCACAAGUCUGUUCUGGCAGGGAAAAGUGACUAUUUCAAGGCUCGUCAGUCAAGAGACAUCCUGAAAGUGAAAGGGCUGAACUACAAGACCCUGACCAUCCUGAUAGACUAUAUCUACACCUCUCGGAUGAAUAUACACAAGGGCAAUGUGGUAGAGGUGAUCACAGGAGCUAAGAUCUUACAGAUCCCAUGUGCCGUCCAAGCUGCUAUGGACACCAUGUCAGAGCAGGUCACAGCAGAGAACUGUUACGAGAUUCUAACUAUCGCCAAGAAGCAACGACUCAACGAACUGAAAGAGACGGCCUAUCGCUUCAUGAGUGACAACUUCCUCCAGAUCCUGCAGGACCCAGCGGUGUACGGGCGUCUGACGGGGUCGGAGAGGGAUCUGGUCCUGAAGAAGAGAAUGGAGGGGAAGAGGUCCCUGAUGGUCGCUGAGAUCAACGAUGUGUUUGACCGUGUCGGGAGCCGACCUCAGAGUCGGUGUAACAGUCGACCACAGAGCCCUCUGUCCGUGGCAUCCUUCGAGGAGAACCACAUGAUUUACUACUUCAACGAGGCAGCCAAUGACUGGAGACCUCUGACUCUGAUGCCAGAGGACAUUAACACUAAAGGCUGUGGGAUCUGCACCAUGUACAACUACCUGUUUGUGGCCGGUGGGAUAAAGGGAUUUGGGGAUAAGGGCAAGGUCUCAGACAAGGUAUUCUGUUACAACCCCAUCUCUAACCGCUGGAGCGAGGUUCGACCACUCAACCAGGCGCGGUCGCAGCUCAAGCUAGUGUCUAUGGAGGGUAACUUGUACGCCAUAGGAGGGGAGUGUUUGUUCACAGUAGAAAAAUACGAUCCUCGGACUGAUAGAUGGACCACUGUGGCUCCCUUACCCAAAGGGGUGUUCGCUGUGGCCCAUGAAGCCACCACCUGUAACGGAGAGCUCUACGUCUCUGGAGGGUCUCUGUUCUACCGUCUCCUAAAAUACCACCCUAAGAGGGACGAGUGGCAGGAGUGCCCCUACAACAACAGCAGGAAGAAGUCAACCGACAUGGUGGCUCUGAAAAACUUCAUCUACAGGUUUGACGUCAACCGUGACCAGGGGGUCACUGUGUUCAAGUACAACACCAUAGUGAAAAUGUGGCACGACUGCGCAUCGCAGUGGCAGGGCAGCCCUUUGCCGUUCAGGUGUGCCGUCAUCGGAAACUGCAUCUAUUGUGUGAACAAGACUCAGACUCUGCAGUUUGUAGUGGAGGAGGACGGCUCUUACUUUGUAGAGGAACCACUGAAGCCACCACUGGAAGCUAAGGGCAUACUGUUCCCUUUCAUCCUCAGUCUGCCUGAGAAGACUGACAGAUGAAUGUGAUGUGACCAUGUAUCACUGAUGCUACAUUACAGAAGCCCAUCAAUGUAAUAUAGUGGACCUUAAAAUAAGAUGAACAUUUUCCAGCUUUAUUUUCCCCCUGUCCAGUGUACCUGCUCGUAAUGGAUUGUGUUUCUUUGCAUGGCGAGUUUACAGGACAAGCCUUAACAAGGACUACUUUUACAUGUUGAAUGAGUGCAACCAGAAAUGCAUGACUGUACAUAAUGAGAUAAUGACACAUACUGUAUAGUAGUUUUGUUGUUUGUUGCAUUUCCCUGUGUUCAGUUUGUAUUGUGCACUUUUGUAAUUGAAGAUAGUUAGAAUAGAUAUUGUUUUGAAUAUUGUUAGCUGGCUGGUGGCUUUUAGCCAAAAAUCUAACAUCAGAGUUGGAAUAGUCUGAAUGAAGGGACAGUUGAAGUAUGUUCUGAGUGAAUGACACAGCUGGCACACACAGGUCCUAUAUGCAAAUGAAACAAGCAAACACAUAAACAACACAAGGCCUGCUACAGUGGUGAUGUCUGCUCUAUGAAGAAACAGUGGGAGGGCUAUAACAUUCACACAGCACCAAGGCCUGAUACCAGAUCUGCCCUUGACAUUACUUCACAAGGCCAUUGAACAGCAGGAGUACAAUAAGCCACAUGUAUCUUCUACAAUAAUUAUAUUCUACUAUUAUAGAUCAUCAAUGAAUAAUGUUGAAGAGCACAAUGCAAUUAUUUAUUAAUGCAUUCCCACUGGGCACACACUGGUUGACUCAACGUUGUUACCACGUCAUUUCAAUGAAAUUACAUUGAACCAAUGUGAAAUAGACGUUGAAUUGACAUCUGUGCCCAGUGGGUUAGGUUCAAAACCAGUACCCACCUAUUCAUUCAAAACUACUACCCAACUAUUCAGAUCCAUUAAACAGCCUUCCAGGUUGUGUCAAAGACGACACUCUACCCGCACAUAUCGUUUUGUGAUGUACAUGAAUCCGAAGGUGAAUUCUUGCAGCACAAGAGUGGUGUUUUUAACUGAUCCUGGGGAUCGGGUUUGGUUACUGAGAUUGAUUGAAACAGGCCUUAGGUGUGCACUAGUGUUUACAGAAUGCAGGAUUGAGUCAGCAUAGAUAUGAGGGAUGGUGCUCACUGCUUACUGCUCAUUCUUAGGCCUAGUACUUUACUAUCACAUUUACCAAAGACAAAAUAGUCUGGUUUUAUACAACAUAUCAAACCCUUUCAGAUAUUUCACUAAAUAAAUCUAUAGUAAAUAUAUUUGGGUGAUAAUAUCCUAGAUCAAAAACACUCUUAUGACCUCUCUAAAAUUCACACGCAACACUUGUAUUAGCAACAAUAUAUCACUGUUGCUGUGAAAACAAGGGCACCACAGUCGCUGCUACUCUGUUCUUUAACAUUCUUCAGAGAAGUGAGGAGUCAUUUCUUGUAUGCAGGACAGGGGAAUUUGCCCUUGUCCUACCGAUAAGAAAAUGCUAUUAUGUUGUCAUCUCCCACAAGUAUUUGAUGAGCCAGCCAGAAAGACUGUGACCGGCAUACAUAGUAUGUACUUUCGGAUACUGUUCAACUGUCUCUCAAGUACUUGACUAUUUCAUUGUAAUUUAUGAUGAUGAAGCCGUUUGCCCAUAUUAGAUGAUGUAUAUCUACUUUGGUGUGUAGCCAUGGCCUGUCAGUUUUAUUUCAUCUGUUUAUAAUGCAUUUAAUCAUCUCAUCCACACAGCAUUUAGUAGGAAGCACACUUUGCAUCAACUUCAGCUCAAUGUUCAUCUGUUCUGCUAAGAUAUGCCUAAUCUUUUUUGCAUUUACAAUAUUGGAAAUGGGUCCAAUAACACUCCAUCUCCUUGCGCUUCAUUAGGAAUUUGACAUAUUUGUUUGCUUUUAGCAAUAAUACAUCAAUUGGGAGUUAUGUUAAUCUGUGGGAUUUGAUUCAGUGGAAUUUACUUAGUGAACAAAAUGCUACUACCACAUUUGGUAACAGUAUCCUCGCGAGGCUGUUGUAACGGUUGUGACUGAGUAGAUGUGGUUGGACUUAUUCGUCUGGUAUUUUGCUUGAAAGUACAGUGUUGGUUGAAGGCUUUCUUACUGAUAAUUAGCAUGUUAAAUAACAGCUAACAAACUAACUGUUGGAUGAUGUAUUUCAGUCAAAACUAAGUGCUGCAAAUAAAAAAUAUUUAGUGUCUGAAAUAAGUUUCAGUAUCAUUCGCUAUAG
Coregonus clupeaformis (lake whitefish) is the source of this 5043-nucleotide messenger RNA. RefSeq names its product kelch repeat and BTB domain-containing protein 11-like. Gene Ontology annotation, molecular function: protein binding. The transcript is spliced from 2 exons. Bases 688 to 2844 code for a protein of 718 amino acids. Lineage: Eukaryota; Metazoa; Chordata; Actinopteri; Salmoniformes; Salmonidae. The record is from RefSeq and is a predicted model, not a curated record.